Messenger RNA from Aphis gossypii (cotton aphid), 936 nucleotides. RefSeq lists its product as uncharacterized. NCBI's taxonomy places the organism in Eukaryota, Metazoa, Arthropoda, Insecta, Hemiptera, Aphididae. The annotation marks the transcript as partial. The transcript is spliced from 5 exons. The record is from RefSeq and is a predicted model, not a curated record.
AACAGCAUUAUUUAUUCUCACUUGCUAUUUCAGGCAUUAGUAAAAAAUAUCAGAAAAAGAGGACUAACGAGCUUUGUUAAAUCAAAUUUAAAUGCACAAAGUUGUGUGCAGAUGUUUUCUGCAUUGGCAUUAUUAACUAAUAAUAAAAUAGACGAAGGGUAUACAGUAAUUCGCCAGUAUGCUAGGGACAAUAAUAUAUUCAUGGAUAUGUCACCAUUCUUUAAUUAUUUUUCAAGGUAUGCCACCAAUUUAAAUAAUCAAAAUGGAGGUAACUAUUUGUUCUCGGUUCAUGGAAUAGCAAGACGUACCAAUAAUAAUAUUGAAUCGUUCCAUGGACGUUUAAAAGACAAAUUUCAAGUGCAUCCAAAUCUUUGGAUAUUUUUGACGCAUUUAAAUGAAUUAAGUAAGAAAUCGCACAUUAUAAUUGGUCAAUUAGAACAAGGGCAUUCAGUAACUCGGCCAAUAAAAGUAAAAUACAUAGCAAAUUCACAACGGAUUAGUAUUGCUUCAUUUCAAUUAGACCUAGGUAUUUUAAGAGUGAAUGAGUUCCUUUUACAGUGUUGUCACACAACAGAAAGAUAUUUAAGAGAAGAGCUUAAUUGGCAGAUAAAUGUGGUAGGAGAUGUUACAUCUGAAAAUGACGAUGGUGACGAUGAUGCUAUAGCCAGGGAUAAUAAUAUGACAAAUGAACAUAUUCUUAAUAAUAUAGUGCAGAAUUAUAUAACUGAACCUGAAGAUGAUGUACAACAAGAUGAUCCAGAGAUUUUUGUAGUUGAUUUUAAUAAUAUUUCAAAUUAUAGCAAUGAUAUUUUAAGUUAUGUAUCUGAUCAGCAACAACAAGAACCACUUGUUUUGGAAGGUAUAAUUUUAAUAUAUUCAUUUCAAAAUAUAAAACUUGUUAGUGAUGCAUUCAGGGGCGGAUCUUGGAUAUUUUGA